This is a messenger RNA of Hyaena hyaena (striped hyena), 9809 nucleotides long. RefSeq names its product matrix remodeling associated 5 (gene MXRA5). Gene Ontology annotation, molecular function: protein binding. Bases 201 to 8684 code for a protein of 2827 amino acids. Gene Ontology annotation, cellular component: extracellular region. Lineage: Eukaryota; Metazoa; Chordata; Mammalia; Carnivora; Hyaenidae. The transcript has 7 exons. The record is from RefSeq and is a predicted model, not a curated record.
GCGAAUAAAAGGGCGCCGGCUCUCCGCGCGGAGCUGGGAAGCGUCGCUGCGUCGCCCCCGGCCCGGGAAGGGCAUGGCCCCGGCGGACCCCCGGCGGUGACUCGCGCGCCCCGGCCCCGCGGAAGCUCAGGGCGACUAGCUCCCGUGUGUCUCGGCUUCCGAAGGACAGGUGCACAGGGUCAAGGGCGCAUCGGGACACGAUGCCAUCCCCGCGGGCUCCGUGGCCGGCGCUGUCCGUGGUGCUGAUUCUUCUCUGGGGCCGCCCACCGGCCGCGCUCCUCUGUCCGCACCCUUGCGCCUGCUACGUCCCCAGCGAAGUCCACUGCACGUUCCGGUCCUUGGCUUCUGUGCCCGCCGGGAUCUCUGACCACGUGGAAAGAAUCAAUCUGGGAUUUAAUAGUAUACAGGCUUUGUCAGAAACCUCGUUUGCGGGACUGAGCAAGUUGGAGCUCCUUAUGAUUCAUGGCAACGACAUCCCCAAUAUCCCCGACGGGGCUUUAAGAGACCUCAGCUCCCUCCAGGUUUUCAAGUUCAGCUACAAUAAGCUUCGCGUGAUUACAGCGCAGACCUUGCAGGGUCUAUGGAGCUUAAUGAGGCUGCACAUCGACCACAACAAGAUCGAAUUCAUUCACCCGCAAGCGUUCGACGGCUUAACGUCCUUGAGGCUGCUCCACUUGGAAGGGAAUCUGCUGCAUCAACUCCACCCUGGCACAUUCUCCACGUUCACGUUUCUGGAUUAUUUCAGACUCUCCACCAUCAGACACCUCUACCUGGCAGACAACAUGAUUACGACUCUCCCCACAGGGAUGCUGCAGAACAUGCCUCUUCUGGAAAAUCUUUACCUGCACGGCAACCCCUGGUUGUGUGACUGCAAGAUGAAGUGGCUUCUGGAGUGGGAUGCCGGAUCCAAAGGAACUCUGAAGUGUAAAAAGGACAAAGCCUAUGAAGGUGGUCAGUUAUGUGCCAUGUGUGCCAGUCCCCAAAAACUGCACAAGCAAGAGAUUCACAAGCUGAAGGACAUUACUUGUCUGAAGCCUUCCAUAGAGUCCCCUCUGAGACAGAACAGAAGCAGGGACAGGGAGGAAGAGGAGGAACAAGAAGAAGAUGGGGACAGCCCGCUCUCCCUGGAGGGGUUCCAGUUCCCCCCAUGGAACAUCUCUUUGAACAUGACCGACGAACACGGGAACACCGUGAACUUGGUCUGCGACAUCAAGAAGCCAACGGGCCUGUACAAAAUUCACUUGAACCAGACGGACCCUCAAGAGAUUGAUAUAAAUGCAACGGUUGCUCUGGACUUCGAGUGUCCCAUGACUCGGGAAAACUAUGAGAAGCUGUGGAAACUGAUCGCUUAUUACAGUGAGGUCCCCGUGAAGCUGAACCAAGAACUCACGCUCAGCAAAGACCCCAAGGUCAGCUACCAGUACAGACAAGACGCCGAUGACGAUGCCCUUUACUACACGGGCGUCAGAGCCCACAUUCUUGCAGAACCAGAAUGGGUCAUGCAGCCAACCAUCGAUAUCCAACUCAACCGACGUCAGAGUACGGCCAAAAAGGUGCUGCUCUCCUAUUAUUCCCACUAUUCGUUAACGAUUCCUGCCAAAGAGGCCAGGCAGUCUCGGAGCAGAAGCUGGGUCAUGAUCGAGCCCAGCAGAGCGGUACAAACAGCCCAGACUGUCUUGGAAGGGGGUCCGUGCCAGCUAAGCUGUAACGUGAAGGCUUCUGAGAGUCCAUCCAUCUACUGGGUGCUCCCAGAUGGCUCUGUCCUGAAAGCACCCAUGGAGGACCAGGAUGGCAAGUUCUCCAUCCUCACCAGUGGCUGGCUGAAGAUCAGAUCAGCAGAGCAGUCAGACUCGGGUUUCUACCAGUGCAUUGCUCAGGUGAGGGAUGAAAUGGACCGGAUGGUGUACAGGGUGUUUGUGCAGCCACCUGCCACUCAGCCACCUGAUGGACAUACAGUGACAAUUCAGAAGAACCCAGGGGAGCCCGUGCUGUUGCCUUGCAGUGUACUGGCCAUACCCGAAGCCCAGCUCAGUUGGAUUCUCCCAAACAAAAGGAUAAUUACUAAUGUGGCUAACACGUCGCAUGCGUACAUGUUGGCCAACGGAACUCUUUCCAUCCCAAAGGUCCAAGUCAGUGAUGGCGGUUACUACAGAUGUGUGGCAGUCAACCAGCAAGGGGCAGAUCACUUUACUGUGGGGGUCACCGUGAGUAAGAAAGGGUCAGGCAGGUCAUCGAAGAAAGGCAGACACCCAGGUGGGAAGAAUCUUUCCAGAGUGCCAGCAGAUGUCGUAGAGGACGAAGGCGGUUCAGGCAUAGGAGAGGAAGAGAACGCUUCAAGGAGAGUUCUACACACAGAGGACCAAGAGACGCUCGUCAAAACAAAGGAUGAAGCCGUCACGGGAGGUAAGAAAACGAAGAAAGGGCGAAGGAAGCUCAAGCCCUGGAAGAGUUCUGAAAAAGAGCCAGAGACGAACAUCGCAGAAGGUCGCCGAGUCUUCGAGUCCAGACGAAGGAUAAAUAUGGCAAACAAACAGAUUAAUCCAGAGCGCUGGGCAGAUAUUUUAGCCAGAGUACGUGGCAAAAACCUCCCUAAGGGGACUGAGACACCCCAGGGCAUCAAAUCCACCACUCCUCCCUCCGUGAGGCCAGAAGUGACACCGCUUUUGCCUGCUGUUCCUCCACCCUCAGUGUCACCUGCAGAGACCACAACCAGCGCCGAAGAAACCUCAGCAGAUACGUCUCUAUUUGGUGAGGAAGAUCAGGUUUCCAGCACUGUGGCCUCAACCAAGAUGGAACUGGAGAGUGGGCACGAUGGAGUAAUUCUGGCUGAACCCAAAGUGUCAAGCAUGCAUCUGGGAAAAAUUAUUGACCAUGACUUUUCUAAGACUGAGGAGAUGACGCCCACUCAAGUUGACCCACAGUGGGCUACAGCCGUGGCACUGACAUCCGUGCCUUAUGAAUCUUCUACUCUCCAGACCCUGGACACAGUCUACGAAGAGCCCACCAAUGAAAACACGGGUACAGAGAGCUGGCCUGCAGUGGAUGUCGGAUCCGUGCCAGAGCCAGAUGGGUAUGAAUCUCCAUUGGCUGCCGGCGCCUUGGCUGAGUCGGAGACUAACUACCCAGAUUUGGAGACUAACUCACAACCAGGUGGAGAGAACACGAAAGAACUGACCUUCACUCAGCUUACGCCAACCACCGUCUUGUGGGUUGUUGACUCGAGGACAUCUGAGCCAUUAGACGGUCUCACAUUAGGGGAGCCAGCUGUCCAACCCCAGGGUCACCCAUGGAGACAAACAGACAGCACCCAGCUUGGGAAAGGUGCUUUAAGCACUCAGGGAAACCCGCUGAUUGAAAAAGGCACAGAGGAGAAUUCUCAGACACUACAGGAAGAGGAGAAUUCUCAGACACCACAGGAAGGAGAUACGCCAGAGAGAGACCCCACAACGUCCAGAGAUCCUGAGAGUAUGGGAAAGCGAGUCAAAUCUACCACUCCGCCUGACUCCGCCCCCGGAAUGACGAAGGGCAUGGCUCCCUCCAAACAUCCCAGCGAGAGCACACUCAGUGGUCUCUUUGACAAGGACAGCACCACGGUAGCAGCGGUGACACCAACUCAAAAGGCCACUUCGGCUUGGGGGCUGACCACUCACACUUCUCGAAAGAGACCCAACGGGAGGAAGAGAUUACGCCCCCACAGGUUCCGAAAUCGGCAUAAACAAACCCAGCCCACGACUUCUGCCCCCACGGAGACUUUUUCUACUGCACCUACGCAAGUACCCGAAGUGAAGGUUCCAGAGCGCAUGGAGAGUUCACCGGUGCCCACAUCUUGGACUGGCAGCAGCGUUGACGUCCCCAAGCAGGUGGAAACGGAGAAGCAGGCGGAACCAGUUUCCAGAGGAACCCCAAGAAGAAAACAUGGGAAGAGGCCAAAUAAACAUCGGUAUUCCACUUCUACAACGAGCUUUCCCACGUCUGCCUCGACACCCAGCCCUCCCCCAGAAAACAAACAUAAAAACCUCAUUGUUCCCAGCCCAGAAACCCCACUCUUAUCUACAACCAUUUCUCUGACAACUGGGGACCCACGUGAGAUGACUACAGUGGGAGAUUCUAUGACAACCACCCCAAAAAGACACUCAUCGCCCAAUAAACUCCAUGAGACCAUUCCAGUUACCUAUAAACCUAUAUUGGACGGAACGGAAAUGAAGAGUUACGGUGUCACAAACAUCAACGAGCAUAAAACCGAUAGCUCAGGCCCCGAUGGCACCAUCAGUUAUGCUCCAUCACCCUCCACCGUGGGACAAUUCCAGGAGGGAACUGCUCCAUCGAGCUUCCCCGGAGCCUCACGCUGGAAUCCCCCAGGGGCAGCCGCAUCUGGGACACUGCCCACAGACACACCUGCUACCAGCCCUGCGGAAAGCCUCACAGACUCACCCUUUCUUCAACGGUUGGAGGAUCUGGGUUUUCCUUCUGAGUUUCCCCCGUCAGUUGCAGCGUCUACCCUGCUUCAACCGAAAGAAGUGCUUGUUUCAACCCCUGUCUCGAGCAUAAAAGUAGAGCCGUCUCCAAGUCAGGCAGAAACCACCAUCAGUGCUCACGAUCGUCAGGAACCCACUCCAGCUAAAAGACCUUGGACUCGUGCCGUGACUCCCUCUUCGAUAGAGGAGGCUGCUUCCCCAUUCCUGGCCACCACCCUUGUGUCCGUGAUGCAGACCUUCACGGAGCCCACAUCUCUUGCCUCAAGGACACCUCCAACAUCAACAGAUUCCCAGGAAAACGUUUUCUUGAAUUAUGUGGGGAUCCCAGAAACCAGAGCAGCCCCAGUGAAUAAGGAGGGAACUCAGCAUGUAUUGAGGCCACAUGAAUUAUCCACCCCUUCUUCCAACCAGAAUAAAUUUAACUUAACCCCAAAGCAAGAGCUGGAAAAGGAAGCAUUUGAUGGAAAGACCCCAAACGGUCUUCCACGCGGCCCCGACGGAAAGGCUGGGAGAGUCCAUGUCUUCCACCAGCCAGCCAGAGUUACUGCCAAUCCAAUCCCCCCGAGGGGGACGGUGAGGCCCCCACAUAUGGCCACAGAAGGCUCCUUUAGAUACUUCGUAACUCCCCAGCCCCCUCGCCACUUGACCGACAAACAGGAAAUAACAGCGUACCCUUCAAGGGUGUGGCCAGAAAAUAAGCACUUGACGACUCCGAGAUUACCAAGUGGGACAAACCCCAUUGUUCUCACUCCGAAGCCCAAACCUCACAUUCCUAGCAAGUUCCCUGACCAAGGAAUGGACCGGUUUGGCGUCAGCCCCAAAGUGUUUGGGGAUAACAAGAUCCCGGAUCUAAGAGAACCUGUUGGAAAGCUUCCGAGUUCAAGGGUCCCCCAUUAUCCCAAUGGAAGAUUCCCUUUCUUUUUCAACAGGACUGUCUCUUUCCCACAGUUGGGAGCUACUCAGAAGCCCCAGAUGCUUGCAUCUCCUGCCCCCGGCAUAAGAGAGAAAAAAGUCAACCCAGGGCCCAACAAUAGGAUACAUUCUCAGAGCAUCAUCCACAUGGACUUCGGUCCCCCUGCACCUCCAUUAUCGCACCCUCCCCGGGCCACGGGGCCACCCUCAACAAACGUACAGAACAUCCCCAUGGUCUAUUCCACCCGGAGCUCCAUCCCCAUCAUGGCGUCCUCAGGCCAGCCUUCCAGAAGCUUCCACCAGAGCACCUCCAAGCUGUUCUCUGCUGGAGGUCCACCGGCAUCCAAAUUCUGGACGCAUGGGGAAAAGCCCCAAAUUAUCACCAAACCCCCUCAGACGGUGUCUGUCUCCGCAGAGACAGAUGUUGUGUUCCCAUGUGAGGCGACGGGGAAACCCACACCUUUCAUCACCUGGACAAAGGUUUCCACAGGUGCUCUGAUGACCCCGAACACCAGGCUCCAGCGCUUCGAGGUCCUGAAGAACGGCACGUUUGUCAUCCGGAAGGUGCAGCUGCAGGACCGUGGCCAGUACACGUGCACGGCCAAAAACCUGCACGGGGUGGACAGGGUGGGGGUCCUGCUGUCUGUCACCGUGCAGCAGCCGCAGAUCCUCGCCUCCCACUACCAGGACGUCACCGUGUACCUGGGAGACACCAUAGCCAUGGAGUGCCUGGCCAAGGGGACCCCAGCGCCCCAGAUCUCCUGGAUCUUCCCGGACAGGAGGGUGUGGCACACCGUGUCCCCCGUGGAGGGCAGAGUGACGCUGCACCAAAACAGGACCCUGUCCAUCAAGGAGGCGUCCUUCUCAGACAGAGGCGUCUACAAGUGCGUGGCCAGCAACGCGGCGGGCGCCGACAGCCUGGCCAUCCGGCUGCACGUGGCCGCGCUGCCCCCGGUCAUCCAGCAGGAGAAGCUGGAGAACAUCUCGCUGCCCCCGGGGCUCAGCAUUCACAUCCACUGCACCGCCAAGGCCGCGCCCCUGCCCAGCGUGCGCUGGGUGCUGUCGGACGGCACCCAGGUCCGCCCCUCGCAGUUCAUCAACGGGAACCUGUUCGUCUUCGCCAACGGCACGCUCUACAUCCGCAACCUGGCGCCCAAGGACAGCGGCCGCUACGAGUGCGUCGUCGCCAACCCGGUGGGCUCGGCGCGCAGGGUCGUGCAGCUGACGGUGCAGCGGGCGGCCGCCAACGCGCGCAUCACGGGCACCUCCCCGCAGAGCACCGACGUGCGCUAUGGCGCGACCCUGCGCCUGGACUGCAGCGCGUCCGGGGACCCCUGGCCACGCAUCCUCUGGCGCCUGCCGUCCAAGCGCAUGACCGACUCGCUGUUCAGCUUUGACACCAGAAUCAAGGUGUUUCCCAACGGGACUCUGGUGGUGAAAUCUGUCACAGACAAGGAUGCGGGGGACUACCUGUGUGUUGCCCGGAAUAAGGUUGGUGACGACUUUGUCGUGCUCAAGGUGAACGUGGUCAUGAAACCGGCCAAGAUCGAGCACAAGGAGAAUGACCACAAGGUCUUCUACGGAGGUGACCUGAAAGUGGAUUGUGUGGCCACUGGGCUUCCCAACCCUGAGAUCUCCUGGAGCCUCCCGGACGGCAGCCUGGUCAACUCCUUCAUGCAGUCUGACGACGGCGGUGGCCGUACCAAACGCUACGUGGUUUUCAACAACGGGACACUCUACUUCAAUGAAGUGGGCAUGCGGGAGGAAGGGGAUUACACUUGCUUUGCCGAAAACCAGGUUGGCAAGGAUGAGAUGAGGGUGCGGGUCAAGGUGGUCACAGAGCCAGCCGCCAUCCGGAACAAGACGUACGCCGUGGUCCAGGUUCCCUAUGGCGAUGUGGUCACUGUGGCGUGUGAAGCCAAAGGGGAGCCCACGCCCCGGGUGACGUGGCUUUCUCCAGCCAACAGGCUGAUCCCCGUCUCCUCCGAUAAGUACCAGAUAUACCAAGAUGGCACUCUUCUCAUUCAGAAAGCUCAGCGCUCAGACAGCGGCAAUUACACCUGUGUGGUCAGGAACAGCGCCGGGGAGGACCGGAAAACAGUCUGGAUCCACGUCAACGUCCAGUCGCCCACCAUCAACGGGAACCCUAACGCCAUCACCACCGUGCGGGAGAUCGCGGCCGGAGGGAGUCGCAAACUCAUUGACUGCCAGGCAGAAGGCAUCCCCACGCCGAGGGUCUUGUGGGCCUUUCCCGAGGGCGUGGUUCUUCCGGCCCCGUACUAUGGGAACCGAAUCACCAUCCAUCGCAACGGCACACUGGACAUCAGGAGUCUGAGGAAGAGCGACUCCGUGCAGCUGGCGUGCAUUGGCCGCAACGAGGGAGGGGAAGCCAGGCUGAUUGUCCAGCUCACGGUCUUGGACCCUGUGGAGAAGCCCAUCUUCCAUGACCCGGUCAGUGAGAAGAUCACCGCCAUGGCCGGCCACACUAUCAGUCUCAACUGCUCGGCCACAGGGACCCCAAUGCCCACCCUGCUGUGGGUCCUUCCCAAUGGGACAGAGCUCCAGAGUGGCCAACAGCUGCAGAGAUUCUACCAUAAGGGUGACGGCAUGUUGCACAUCAGUGGCCUCUCCUCCGUGGACGCCGGGGCUUACCGCUGCGUGGCCCGCAACUCAGCCGGCUACUCGGAGAGGCUAGUUUCCCUGAAGGUGGGACUGAAACCCCAGGUCAGCAACCAGUAUCACAAUCUGGUGAGCAUCAUCAACGGGGAGACCCUUCAGCUGCACUGCACCCCUCCGGGGGGCCGCUCGGCUCGCCUCUCUUGGACGCUCCCCAAUGCCAUGCUGUUGGAGGGCCCCCAAACACGGGGGCGCUUUUCCCUCUGGGAAAAUGGCACCCUCACGGUGCGCGAUGCUUCCGUCUUCGACAGGGGAACCUACGUCUGCAAGGUGGACACGGAGUACGGCCCUUCCGUCGUGAACUUUCCAGUUAUCGUGAUAGCGUAUCCGCCGCGGAUCACCAGUGAGCCAACGCCCGUCAUCUACACGCGGCCCGGGAACACCGUCAAGAUGAACUGCAUGGCCAUGGGGAUUCCCAAAGCCGAGAUCACCUGGGACCUGCCCGACAACUCGCACCUGACCGCCGGGGCGCAGGCGCGUCUCUAUGGGAACAGAUUCCUUCACCCCCAGGGCUCCCUGACCAUCCAGCAGGCCACACACAGAGACGCGGGUUUCUACAAGUGCACUGCGAAAAACAUCCUAGGCACUGACUCGAAAACUACUUACAUCCACGUCUACUGAAACGCCGCCCCCAGAAUGUGGACUCCACAGUUAGAACAAAGCAUCAUUUGUAAGGAAAGCCGCCUCAGUCAGCUGGUCAGAACGCUUAAUGGGUCUGUCACGGUGCUCGGGGGGCCCCCGUCUGGGUUUCAGGUUCAUGUUGACUUUGACCUACGCUUGUCGGCAAAAGGAAGCAGUGGCAACACGAGAACGAUGGUUUGGCCUCUCCGGGGACCUUCAUUCGUGUUUAUGGGAUGUCGUGUGCUCGCAGGAGCUGGACACGUAGGGUGCUGUCUGAUUUGCAGACCACGUCUACUCUACUGGGCAUCUGUAGCCGACCUAAGGAGCACUCACUGAAAAUAAACCAUAGAGAUUACCAGUGCCUUGCUAUCCCAUUGAAGAUGCAUCCCCUAGUUAAUCUGCUGCAGCCCUAACAUGAUAGAAUGUUCUAGAAUGACUACCCAUCUUCCACUUAUGUUCUGUCACUUUAGAACUCCAGCUUGCCCUGGAAGGGCUUAGAAGCACAAUGACUGAUGUCUUUGUAAUGUACAAGUUGCGUACAAUACAGCUACCGUUUUAUAUGGGACUCACUUUUUAUAUAAUGGACUCACUUUCUCCCUGGAACUCACCUUCUAUAUAUUGUCUUACAUAAAGACAUGUUUUAUAUUUUUCUUUCCAAUCAGACGAUGAGGCUAGAGAGAAAGAAAUACUUUCUGUCUCAUUAAAAAUAAUAAAUUAUUGGUCUUUACAAGACUUGGCUACAUGAGAGCAGGCAUGGAAGUGCAAUUGAAAAAAAACAUAUAUCCUCCAAACUUCCUUGAGAAAAUUCAGUAACUGCUAUUAUAUUACCUUCCCCGCACCCUUACAGUGUGGGAGGCUGGGAUAUUGGAUUUCCUUGUUUGGGGAUUUAUCUUGAGAGCUGAAGUCAGUGGGUGGGGGGAAGGGGCAGGAGAGAGCUAAGCCGUGCCCCUGCACAAUGAAUCCAGGGCCUCCUGGAAAAGCCUGGAAAUGUCUCUCCCUCACGCCAUACCCCAUCGGUGUGUGCUCAUGGAAAAUAGGAGACAUGUUUAUCCCCGUGACUGCUUUACUGUAUUUUUAAGGUCAAUAUAAUGUACAUUUGAUAAUAAAAUAAUAUUUUCCAAAUAA